This is a messenger RNA of Populus nigra (black poplar), 2619 nucleotides long. Its product is annotated as YTH domain-containing protein ECT4. NCBI's taxonomy places the organism in Eukaryota, Viridiplantae, Streptophyta, Magnoliopsida, Malpighiales, Salicaceae. Gene Ontology annotation, molecular function: mRNA binding. Gene Ontology annotation, cellular component: cytoplasm. The transcript is spliced from 8 exons. The record is from RefSeq and is a predicted model, not a curated record. Bases 255 to 2483 code for a protein of 742 amino acids. Gene Ontology annotation, biological process: mRNA destabilization.
UCCCUCUCUCUCUCUGGUUUCUUAACACCCAAAAAACCGCCCUUCCAAUUCCUUUCUCCUUUUCUAUUUAUAGGGUUAGGGUUCUUUAGUCGCGUUAACUUUGAUUUUUUUCUUUUUUCUUUUUUCUUUUUAAAUAGAAGAAGAGAAUGUUACAAAUACCCCUCGCUUCUCUCUCAAAAUUUCAAAAUGGAGAAAUUUCAAGGUCAAGUAUGGCUUGAUUGUUCUUCUCUCUUCUCUGGGGUGGCAGUCUUGGAAUGGAUAUAUAUAAUGUUUCUGGACAUGAAAAUGCAGAAACUUAUUUGAUUCAAGGUGCUGAGAUAAACCCCAUUUUGACAAGUCCAGUUGUUGAGCAAAUUGAAACCAUGUACAACGAAGGAACCCCCGAGUUUGUUGCAGGUCAGGGCUUGUUUUAUCCUGCUGCCACCAACUAUGGUUACUACUGUACAGGAUUUGAAACACCCGUUGAAUGGGAGGACCAUCAAAAGAUUUUUGGUGUAGAUGGUCCAGAAAUCCAGUAUGCGGGUGCACAAAAUGAAAGUUUACCUUAUGUAUAUUAUACACCUAGCUAUGGACAUGCACAGUCUCCAUAUAACCCUUACAAUCCUUACAUACCCGGUGCUAUGGUAGGAAUUGAUGGAUCGUAUGCUGGGGCACAACAGUAUUACACAAUCUCCCCUUAUCAGGACCCUGUAUCGUCACCUGGCUAUAUUUCUGUUGCUGUUCAACCAGAAGUCUUCCCAUAUGGUUUGGCAGGUCCUUUGGUAGAUAAUGGCAUAGAACGCAGUAGUAGACCUGAUGGGAGAAGUUUAAAGCAUGGCGGUUCUUCAUCAUCUGCAGCCUUUGCUAGAAACAUCCCAAGACCUGCUUCAAACCAGACUAAUUCUUUGUACAGGAUAUCUGAAGGGCCAAAAGCUAAUGUUGGACCAAGUAAGCAACCAAUGACACAUGGAGGUGUUUCUUCUGGUAGCAUUCUUACUCAAACUUCAUCACAUGUGCUUCAGGGUAGAAGUGCUUCUGGUCCCAUGCAUCCUUCUGACAAAAUUUCAAAUGGCAAAGUUCAAUCUCAUCAAAACCAAUUAGAAACCAGUCUCCCUGUCAACAAUGGAUUUUCUAAUUUUGGAUCAAGUGCUUAUGGCCGAACCUCAGUGGAUAAACUUCGAUCAAAGACUCAUGAUGGCAGAACUCUCAGUGAUCUGAAUAGAAAUGCAGAGCUGUUGGGUGAGCAGAACCGGGGACCUAGGACAAACAAGUCAAAAAAUCAACUGGCAGUUAAAGCCUACACAGCCAAAGUGGGAGAUGAUAACGGGCUUGGAAACAUUGUUAUACAGACUGAUCAGUACAACAAGGAUGAUUUCUCAACUGAUUAUUUAGAUGCAAAGUUUUUUGUAAUAAAAUCAUAUAGUGAGGAUGAUGUGCACAAGAGCAUCAAAUAUAAUGUUUGGUCAUCCACACCUCAUGGAAACAAAAAGCUGCAGACUGCAUUUGAAGAUGCACAGAAACUAGCUGUGGGAAGACCUAGAGGCUGCCCUAUUUUUCUGUUCUUUUCUGUUAAUGCAAGUGGUCAAUUCUGUGGUGUUGCAGAGAUGAUUGGCCCGGUGGACCUUCAUAGAGAUAUGGACUUUUGGCAGCAAGAUAAAUGGAGUGGGAGCUUUCUUGUCAAGUGGCAUAUUAUUAAAGAUAUACCAAACUCAAGCUUUAGGCACAUCAUAUUGGAGAAUAAUGAGAACAAGCCAGUAACUAACAGCAGAGACACCCAAGAGAUAAUGUAUAAGCAAGGUUUAGAGAUGCUGAAAACAUUCAAAAAUCACCCACUUAGGACUUCUAUACUUGAUGACUUCAUGUACUAUGAGAAUCGCCAGAAAAUUAUGCAGGACGAAAAAGCCAGGCUUAUGUUUAAAAGCUUCCGAUCUCCAUUGUUCGUACCUGCAUUAAAUCCUGCCAUCGAGCUAGAUGGUCUCGUGCAGCAGCCACCACACAAAGAUGAGAGGAUGAAGCAUAAUGAUCUUAACAACUUGAAGAAAACUGAUGGAAACAAAUAUGAAAAGAUUAUGAAUCCAAAUGAUUGCAACAGCUGGAAGAAAGUUGAGACAAACAAAGAUGAGAAGAUUAUAGAUCAUGAUGAUCUUCACAGCUUCAAGAACACUGGGACCUCUGCCAUCGAGCAACUUUCUUCAGAUUCAGAUGUUACCAUUUCAAGCAGGGGCAAAGAUUCUGGGCAAGCUACAGUGGAUGCAGAUGAUGAUAUUGGAUCUGUGCUAAAGAUUGGCUCACUUGAUGUAAAUCCGAAACAGACUGAAUCUAAUUCCUUGCUGAGUGCUGCUAACAAAUCUGCUGACAUUGUCACAAUAGGAUCAAUGCCUGUUAAAGUUAAUGGAAUGACUGAAUCUUCUGGUUUUCUAACAGUGGGUACUAUCCCCCUUGAUCCUAGGUCUGUACAACUGGACAAAGAUGGCGCUGUUGGUAAACAGGGGUCUCAGUACUGAUGACAUAGAAGGUUUGCGAUUAACUGUUUUCUUGUGUUGUUUCAACAUAGUAGUUUUCGCGUAGCAGAUCAAUGUAAGUGGAAAAUAUAGGAAUGUGGGCAAUAGAAGUUGGAAAAUUUGAAUUGUUUCCGUCAAA